Molecule: messenger RNA, 982 nt
Organism: Phaeodactylum tricornutum CCAP 1055/1
Lineage: Eukaryota; Bacillariophyta; Bacillariophyceae; Surirellales; Neidiaceae
Exons: 1
Coding region: 11-982 (323 amino acids)
Source: RefSeq, a predicted model, not a curated record
ACCGUUCGACAUGAUUUUUCACCGUUUUACAACGACGAUGAUGAUGACCUUGCCGUUCCGCGUGAUAAGCGUCUUGAUCACUUGGCCGACUACGGUUGGGGCGUUCCAAAUUUACUCACGUCAGAGCGCUAGAGUCUUAUCGAUUGCGUCCGGCACAUCGCCGGAGCUAUCCGCAAUUGCUCGUUCCACAGCCCGCACAUUCGACCCUCGUCGGUCCUUUCCCUCUAGUAGGACCGCAAUUUCCUCCACGACCGCAUUACUUCUCAGCGAGGGAGAACAGAAUGGUUCGGAACCCGUCACGGCUUCUUCCGCAGUUCCCAGACGCAAGCGACGGGUUACGCGACGAAAGGAUGCGACGGAGGAAGAGGAGUCGACCGACGCGAUGAACUUUGCGACAAACGGUAGCACAUCGGUUCCUCGCUCUAGCGUCUCCGAGCGAAGGCCUGAACUUCGACCGCGACAAGACUCGGCUGUUGCGGUCAAGGUGACUGAUAUUCGCGAGUUGACGGGUCAGAAGAAACCCGCAGCCAUGUCUUCCCCUGCGUCGUCCAGAAGUAGUUCGGUAUCCGGUACAGCGCCGACUGCCCCGUUUCCCAGUGUGGCGAACGACAAUUCUAGAGACGACGAUCGUGAAUCGAACACGAUGGAUUCCUUGGAACGCCUUUUGGCCGACGCCAAGCAAAUGGAAGCCCUGGAAGCAAAACAAGCAGAAUCGGCGGCCGAAGGUGGCAAGGGGCCAACGUCCAACCUCGUGGCCACCGUCCGCAGUGCCAUUUCAACUAUCGUCACAGUGGACUUUUUCUUUGUCUGCUUUUUGCUGCUGUGGUUCCUGACGGGUAUUUUUGGAUCCUACAUUCUCAAAAAUGAUACUAUCCAGAUUGCCUUUAACAGUAACUUUCAACAAAUUGCGCAGCCUGCUUUGGGGAUUCUCAUGAUUGGGUCAGUCGCCGGAGCGUUCUUUAACGAAGACGAAGACACUUAG